CGGAGUGAGACAAGCGGACAGGAGGGAGGACAGAAAGAGGGGAAAAAGUGACCAACCUGCACAGUGAUCUACAUUCACACGCCUAGAAGAGUUCAAGCUUGUUCCAAGAUGCAGAGAGCACAUCAACGAUCGUCCUGCUGGUGGCUGGCAUCUUUGCUGCUGCCUGUCAUUUACUCCUCUUCUUCCUACUCUUCGUCCUCCUUCCCGACGUACCAGAGAGCGGCUGCCGGCGGGUCUCGGGCGGGCUUCCUGGGAAGGACCCUGGUUCUGCUGGACGUCAACACCCGCAGUCCCACCCGAGUGCUUAACGACAACUUUCUCUCCCUGCAGCUGGAUCCAUCGAUCAUCAGUGACGGCUGGCUGGUCUUCCUCAGCUCCAAGCGUCUGGUGACCUUGGCGAGGGGCCUGUCUCCAGCCUUCCUCCGCUUUGGUGGCAAGCGCACCGACUUUCUGCAGUUCAACAACCAGAAGAACCUGGCUAAAUACCGAGGGCCCGGGCCCGAUUACUACCUGAAAAACUACGACGAUGAUAUAGUGCGUAGUGACAUUGCAAUGGACAAGCAGAAUGGUUGCAAAGUAGCAAGCCACCCAGAUAUGAUGCUACAGCUCCAACGAGAGAAGGCGGCCAGCACACAUCUCGUCCUGCUCAAGGAGCAACUGUCCAACAUCUACAGCAAUGUAACAAUAACAGCCAGAUCUUUAGACAAAUUGUACAACUUUGCCGAUUGUGCUGGUCUGCACCUGAUCCUGGGCCUCAACGCACUGCAUAGAAAUCCCGACAACUCCUGGAACACUUCUUCCACGCUCACUCUCCUCAAGUACAGCGCCGGCAAGAAAUACAACAUCUCCUGGGAGUUGGGCAACGAACCCAAUGCGUACCGCAGCAUGGUGGGCCGUUCCGUCAACAGCACCCAGCUGGCUCAGGACUACACUCAACUGCGGACCCUCCUCCAAUCUGUUCGCUACUAUAACCGAGCUCACCUUUAUGGCCCGAAUGCGGGGAGACCCCGAAGGAAUGCCAUUCUACUUCUAGACGGAUUCAUGAAAAAUGCUGGCUCCGUCAUUGAUGCAGUUACGUGGCAACAUUAUUUCCAGGAUGGCAGAGUGAAAAAAGUGGAGGAUUUCUUAAAAACCCGUUUGUUGGACGUACUGAGAGAACAGAUCACUAAAGUUGCCAAGGUGGUGAGCACACAUACACCUGGUAAGAAGGUGUGGCUCGGUGGACUGGGUCCAGCUUGGUCGGGAGGCAUCAAUAAUCUCUCGGACACAUUCGCUGCUGCUUUCCUGUGGGCGAACACGCUGGGCAUGGCUGCUGUUCAGGGAAUUGAUGUAGUCUUGCGUCAUUCAUUCUUUGAUUAUGGAUACACGCAUCUUGUGGACCAGCAUUUUAACCCCUUACCAGAUUACUGGUUCUCCCUGAUCUUCAAACGUCUGGUGGGGCCGAGGGUCUUAGCCGUGCGGGUUGCCGCACUGCAAAGGAAGCCCCAAACAGGACGGCUCAUACGGGACAAGCUGCGUAUCUACGCCCACUGCACCAGCUACUCCAAUCACAACUACGCAAGAGGCUCCAUCACCAUCUACAUUAUCAACCUACAUCGCUCCAGGAAGAAAAUCAAGUUGGCAGGCACGCUACGGAACAAGACGGUGCACCAGUACCUGUUCCAGCCCUACGGCAACGACGGACUUAAAGCCAAACAUGUGCAGCUGAACGGCGAGAGGCUGUCGAUGCUGGACAACGAGACAUUCCCAGAACUGAAGCCAAAGACAUUGCGGGCAGGACGGACAAUAGCCAUGCCUCCCAUGACCAUCGGCUUUUAUGUCAUCAAAAACAUGAACGCGUACGCCUGCCGGAGAUAACAUAGAUGGAACCUAACCCACUGUUUUCAAUGCAUACUCAAAGCUCUGAACUUGACAUUCUUCUGUUGUGAACUUUUCAACCAGUACUGUAUGUCACCUCCUCCCUCAAGGGCACGUCACAAGUUGGGAAUAUUGCAGGCGUGACCAACCUUUUUGCAAUUGACAGCUACUUCUUAGCUACUAAUUCAUACAAAGGGAUACCAGUUUGAUACACGCUUCUGAAAUCACAAAUUGCUCCUAUUAUCUUUAAUUAGUAUAUAUGAUUAAUAAUAGCCAUUUAAGACACUGAUCAUAUGAAUGAUGAAAAAUAUCAUGUUGCGAUCGUACUAUUUCAAAGGCAACACAAAUUCACGAUUUUAGGUUUCAAUCCUGUAGCUUUACAGAUUUUGUGACAUACCGGCCAGUCUUGUAUACUGCGAAUAUUUAAUAUUAUUCCAAAAAUUCCCAGCUUCAGGCGCCGCCACGUCCAUCAGAUCCAGAUGGCAGCGUCAAGCUGGGCACCCACUAAUUCUACAAUACGAUGAGUUGUAAAAUACUGUAGCAGUAUAUUAUAACAUAUUUAGCGAUCAUUAUGACAAUGAACUGAAAUAAUUAUGUAAUGUGCACUUUAUUGUCUUUUGUCAUGACUGGGACUUGAUUGCAACACAUUGGUCCGUUGACUUACGCUUCUGGUCCUGUAACUGCUCCUCCUGAUCCGUGUUGUUGGGGACCGCUGCCUGACAGCUUGUGUUUCAUAUUUACAAAAAUUCAAUAAGGGAAUAUAGAAUUCUUCUGUGACUCGAUUAGGCUCUGCUUUCCUUGCCCUAGCCAUCAAAGUGAAAAACGUUUUGGGGUAUAUCUAUUCACUGAUUUCCAUCUUUACGGUCAAAACAAUGACGCAAAAUUUAGAACAGGUGAAACUUGUUGACGGAGAAAGUAGCAUGAGUGCGUUAUAUGUGUGUGUUUUCCCGAUGAAGCUACUGAUGUGUGUGUUACACAGCCCUGAAAGUUUCUCCCUGUAAAUCAUAUCAGGAUUUUAGUAUUCUAUUUAGUUUUUUUAUUUUAUGUCGCUGUUGCCUAGCUGCAAACAGAACAGCAGAGUACUCCAGGAUGUCCAAAGUUGAAAUUCAACCAAGUUUCAAAUCCACUUUACACUAGUUCCUACGAGACAGAUUGUUUUGAAAGUUCCACGACUUCAACCAACACGACACACAGAAAUGAAGUAAACAUUUUGAAGGUUUAUUCUAACCUGGUUAUAUCGUUGCCACAAUCUAACAAUUUAUAGUCCUAUUGUGCUGCUAGUUUUCACAUGUUAUG
This is a messenger RNA of Syngnathus acus (greater pipefish), 3153 nucleotides long. It is a transcript of the gene hpse2, whose product is annotated as heparanase 2. Gene Ontology annotation, cellular component: extracellular matrix; membrane. The record is from RefSeq and is a predicted model, not a curated record. NCBI's taxonomy places the organism in Eukaryota, Metazoa, Chordata, Actinopteri, Syngnathiformes, Syngnathidae. The transcript has 12 exons. Gene Ontology annotation, molecular function: hydrolase activity, acting on glycosyl bonds. The coding region runs from base 109 to 1857 and encodes 582 amino acids.